AUGGUUCCCAACGUCGCUAUCAUUCAAGGUACCGGUAGUGGUAUCGGCGCCCAAAUCGCCAAGCAAUACCUCUCUCGCACCGGACUUCAAGUUGUCGCUCUCUCUCGCGACGCCUCUCGAGCCAAAGACGCCAUCCUCUCCGACGAUUCCUCCCUCGACUCCUCUCGCCUUCACACUCUCUCCAUCGAUAUCAAGUCCGAAGACUCCUACCACUCCGUUGCCGAAGAAAUCUCAUCCCGUUUCGGCGAAUCCUGCCUGAAAACUCUCUGGAAUAUCAACGGUAUCCUCCACGCCGAAAAGAACCUCUCCCAAAUCUCACUCGAACAGCUCAACCACACCUUCGCAGUCAACGCAUUCUCCCAUCUUCUCGCCUUCAAACACUUCGUUCCUUUGAUCCCACGCGGGGCGGAAGCGAAGAAGAUUCAGGAUGGGAAUGUGGAAAACCUUGCCGAAGGGGUUUUGCCGGGUGAUUUGAGCAUUGUUGCUAGUUUGAGUGCAAAGGUGGGAAGUAUUGGGCACAAUCAGAAGGGUGGUUGGUACAGUUAUAGGGCAAGUAAGGCGGCGUUGAACCAGCUGAUUAAGACGUUGAGCAAGGAGUUGGAGUUGAGGAGCGUGCCGGCCAUUUCGGUUGGUUUGCACCCUGGUACGGUUAGGAGCAAUUUGAGCAAGGAUUUCACGGGUGGUGAGGGAAGCGAUAAGCCGUUGGACAGGAGCAAGGCGCAGUUUGAGCCACAUGAGGCAGCGAAGAAUCUGGUGGAUGUGGUGAGUGGUUUCAAGAAGGGCGACAAUGGUACUUUUAGGGAUUACAAGAAUGAUAUCAUUCCUUGGUAG
Messenger RNA from Ustilago hordei, 831 nucleotides. RefSeq lists its product as uncharacterized. NCBI's taxonomy places the organism in Eukaryota, Fungi, Basidiomycota, Ustilaginomycetes, Ustilaginales, Ustilaginaceae. The coding region runs from base 1 to 831 and encodes 276 amino acids. The transcript has 2 exons. The record is from RefSeq and is a predicted model, not a curated record.